GGCCUCCCCACCCACUUCUGGCCGCCUGACAUCAUUUCCUACUCGGCUUCCCACCCCUUCCAGCGGGAGAGGACGGGGCUGGGCUAGAAACUCCGCUUCCUGCUCGGGAGAGGCGGUCCCCGCGCCUGCAAAGAGGAUCCCGAGUAGGCAGGGGCUGGCCGGGAGCGCUGGGCCCAGCAUGGGGGUCACCUGUGUAUCUCAGAUGCCAGUGGCAGAGGGGAAGAGUGUCCAACAGACGGUUGAAAUCCUGACAAGGAAACUGGAGCUGCUCGGAGCAGAGAAACAAGGAACGUUUUGUGUCGACUGUGAGACCUACCACACAGCUGCCUCCACCAUGGGCAACCAAGGGCAGGCUGGCAAGCUGAUGUAUGUGAUGCAUAACUCCGAAUAUCCCCUCAGCUGUUUUGCUCUCUUUGAGAAUGGCCCCUGCCUCAUAGCAGAUGCCAACUUUGACAUCCUUAUGGUGAAACUGAAAGGCUUCUUCCAAAAUGCCAAGGCAAACAAGAUAGAGAGCCGGGGAACGCGGUACCAGUACUGUGACUUCUUGGUGAAGGUGGGCACUGUUACCAUGGGGCCCAGUGCCCGUGGCAUAUCUGUGGAGGUGGAAUACUGCCCGUGUGUGGUAGCCAAUGACUGCUGGAACCUGCUAAUGGAGUUCAUGCAAAGCUUCAUGGGGAAUCACACUCCUGGAAUCCCAUCCGUGUUUGGCAACAAGCACGACAGCAUCUACAGCCCAGCUGACUCGAUGGUGCAGUACAUGGAACUGUUCAACAAGAUCCGCAAACAGCAGCAGGUGCCUGUAGCUGGGAUGAGAUGAAAAGGCUUCCAUGAGGCCGUUUGGUUUUGGUUUUUUUGGGGGGGGGGUCCCCUUUACAGGGGCAGUAACCCCUUUCCCGAUAGUCCUCAGAGAUCAGGAAUGCCAGCCCAUAGCUCCUUAGUGCAUUCUCCUCCCUCUGAAACAAAGAAACAAUGCUCAUCUCCCCAGGAGGAGAAUCCACUUUCUUUCUUCACCCACUCUCAGACACAGGUCUGAAAUGUAACGCGUUUUUCCUUUUGUCCUGGUCCCUUAUUCAAUUCAGUACUUCCAGUGAUUUGACCAUUGGCCACUGAGGCUGUUCAGUGCUAUGGAAAUGCUUGAUUUGGGGGAUAGCUCUUCAACCAAAUGGAGGAGAAAGAAGAAACCGCAGCUGUGUGCACACAGGCAAGGGUUAAUUCUUCUCUGUUUGCCUUGCCCGCUGACCGCUAACUGUGAGUUUUCUGGAUACCCCUUGGAAAAUAUUUUGAUACUGUUAAUAAAAAAAAAAAAAAAGCCAUAUUUUCAUGUAAAGUUGCCAAGUCUUUUUAUACACCAAGGAUUGGGAAAUCUGCGGGGCUCCCCUGUUUGUUGAUUUUUACAGAUCUGUUUAGUUUUUCUUUUGUGCUGAGGUUGACUUUGAUUUCUUUUGAGUUUUAUACCCUCAGUACAAACUCGUGUCUUUUGUAGGAAAAUUUCAUUUGGUUUUUGCUGUCUCUUUUUGGGUAUGUUCAUGGUCUGUCAGUCUCUCCUAUAGCUCCUGGAUGGAUUAAAAUCUUUUGUGUCUCAGAUGAUACCAAUGGAUUUGGAAAAAAGAAAAAGUCUGGCAGGGUUCCUCUUACCUGUUGAAAUAAAGCACCUGCCACGCUCUGGGAUAAUGGUACUGUCUCUACACGCCUUUACUGGACAGGAGUCUGACUGAUAUCAGUGGGCUGACAGAACUAAGGAAGGAGUUGCAAAAUGAGGACCAGGGAUUUACUGGAGGGCUUAACUAUGCAAUAUCAUGCAGCCGUGAUUUAUUUACAUGGAAGGGAAGCUGGGGAAAUUUGGUCCCUUUGAACCAUCUGUCUCCUUGGCUCUAAACCUUCAAUAGCUUCCCGGCUGGUGAAUGCGAUUUUCUUCUCUUUAUAUUUUUCGGCGGUGCGCGUUGCCAUUUGCUAAAUAAAUCACAGCCUGCUGUUUAGCCCAGUUCUGCAGCUGCAAGAUUUUUAUGCCACUUGCAUAAAACAAGGAACUUUGCAAGGAACUGCUGCGAGACAAGGAUCUUCUCUGCUUCAUUUCAGAAUUUAGCAUCAUCGUUAAAAUCAGCCCAGACUGCCUGCUCCUGUAAGCAGUUCUCAUGCUGAGCUGCUUUUUGAGGUCACUGGGAAUUCCAUGCCCAGAGGCUUAGCUAGGUCCUAAGCUUCUAAGUUAUUUAAAUUACAUCGCACCAGUUUUUCAGCACAUGACCUGAGGAAGCAGAGUAUAUCAUCCUCUUUAAAAAAAUAAAAUUAAAGUUUCUUGUCCCUCACUCAUCAAUGUAUCUUGCACUGCAGCCCUGAGUUUUAACUGGACAAAAUAGAUGUCUCGUUCCUAAAUAAUUUUAACCUUCCAGGCAUAUUGUGAAAGUAAUGUAUUAGACAAGGUUUGGAGUGUAAGGUUAAGGGUAUUUCCUAAAGGAGUGGGUGAGAAAGGAGGUGUUUUGUUACUCCGAUUUAUUGAUGGGCUGAGAUAACUCAUUAUUUGUAUAUGAUUUUUUUUUUGUUUUUGCUGAAGGGUGAUCAUCGUUUAUGCCUGUAAAUCUAAUUAAUUGUUAGGGUGCCUAGAGCCUUUUUUUUUUUUUUUUUUUUUUGCACGGGCAUUUAUUUAACUCUGAAUAAAUUAAGUUGGUAUUGGG
Messenger RNA from Alligator mississippiensis (American alligator), 2669 nucleotides. It is a transcript of the gene MED20, whose product is annotated as mediator complex subunit 20. The coding region runs from base 179 to 817 and encodes 212 amino acids. Gene Ontology annotation, cellular component: mediator complex. Gene Ontology annotation, biological process: regulation of transcription by RNA polymerase II. The record is from RefSeq and is a predicted model, not a curated record. Gene Ontology annotation, molecular function: transcription coactivator activity. The transcript is spliced from 4 exons. NCBI's taxonomy places the organism in Eukaryota, Metazoa, Chordata, Crocodylia, Alligatoridae.